AUGGAAAAUUGUACUCCAAAAGAUUUUAGGUAAAUUUUGAGUAUAUUGUGUUAUUUAAAUAAUUAAGAGAUUAACAUAAAAUCAGAUUUAUCAAAAAAAAAAGUUAGCUUUUAUCAAGAAUCUUUUAUAACUUGGUUUUAACUAAAUUAUGAUGAUGAUUUAUUAGUUAUGUUAUAAUUUAUUAAAGAUAAGGCUUUUGAUAUUUCAUAAUUUCCAGUCCCUUUACAAAUAAUUAUUUAAGCUUUAAUUGAAUUAUUUUAUGAUGGUGAAAUUAAUACAGGUUUAUAAUAAACCCUUUUGAAAUAAUUUAUAUUUGAAACUAAAAAGAAUGAAUCUUUAAAAUAAGUAAUUGAAGCCUAUAUAUAGUAUCAAGGAGAUAUCUCAGAUGAACAAUUUAAAUUAAAAACUAUAAUUUACUUUCUAUUUAUCCAGAAAUAUAAAAGUUAGUUGAAAUGA
This is a messenger RNA of Paramecium sonneborni, 456 nucleotides long. The record is from the annotation of a GenBank genome assembly. NCBI's taxonomy places the organism in Eukaryota, Ciliophora, Oligohymenophorea, Peniculida, Parameciidae.